Messenger RNA from Saccostrea cuccullata (small rock oyster), 2732 nucleotides. Its product is annotated as sodium-dependent glucose transporter 1A-like. Gene Ontology annotation, biological process: transmembrane transport. The transcript is spliced from 3 exons. NCBI's taxonomy places the organism in Eukaryota, Metazoa, Mollusca, Bivalvia, Ostreida, Ostreidae. The coding region runs from base 25 to 1635 and encodes 536 amino acids. The record is from RefSeq and is a predicted model, not a curated record.
AACAUUCCAGACACCUAAGACAACAUGGGGUCACCUAUCAGAGAAAUAAAGCCAAAUGAAAACUUACAGCACAACAUUGAUGAUGAAAAAACUCCUUUUACCAAAGAAGAAGCCAAUGGAAAUAGUAUUCAAGUAAAGAAGAUUGACGUGGAAGAUUGUGAAGACCUCUCUGAUAACAAAGAAAGUAUACUAACUAAACUAAAAAGUAAUGCCAUAUACAGGGAAAAAUAUCUUAUUUCAAUAGGAAUAACAUGGAGUUUCUUUGUUUUGGGUUGGGCUUAUGGUCAGUUUGGUCCAUCUAUCCUGGACCUAAGGAUCAUCACACACACAUCACUACAGGAGGCAUCUGGUUUUAUGACCAGUCAUUCGGUGGGGUACCUUGUGGGUUCCAUAAUAUCAGGAAUAAUUUUUGACAAAAUGAAAGAAAAGACAUAUUGUGUGUCCUCUUCUACUUUAGCAUUAGCUAUCAUUGUGGUUUUGAUACCAUGGUGUUCUUUUUAUGAACUGAUGAUUGGCAUCCAUGUGUUCAAAGGAAUGGCAGGAGGGGGACUAGACACAACUGGAAAUGCCCUUUUAAUAAGUCUAUGGAGAGCUGAGGGCAAGUCGUUUUUCCAGAGUAUACAUUUUGCCUAUGCUAUUGGUGGAGCAAUUUCGCCUUUUGUGACUGCCCCAUUUCUUGCCCCUGAUAAAAAUAAUAAUCAAACCGAGAGAGAUGUCUUCCGAAAUGCUAGUGUAACUGCCAAUCCUGUUACCAGCAAUUCGACGGGAUGGAAGUUUUCAGACUUGUCCAUGACAGAAUCCAGACUGUUUAUCCCCUUCUCGAUUACAACUUUUCUUGCAGUUACAGCAGCUCUACCAUUGUAUAUUCUGGCUUGCACAUCAAAAAGACCAACAGAUCUGGAAACGCAGAAACCUGAAAACGAAGAGAUCGAUAAAGAGAGAAAUGUGGAGAAAUUAUCAAGAGGAAUGAAGGUGCUAAUAUUAGCCAUCAUCAUGUUAUUUAUGGGUCUCUAUUGUGCCAUGGAAGAUGGCUUUAAUAAUUUUCUUGCCACUUUUUGUGUCACUGAAUUAAAAUGGACCAAAUACAUAGCUUCUGUGGCCACUGCAGUGUUUUGGGCGAGUUUCACGGCUGGACGAUUUCUUGGAAUAUUCCUGGCUCCCAUCUUUAAAACUGUAAAAAUGCUUGUCGUUCUGAGCACAUUUCUACUCGUAGGAUUUUUGGGUUUCUUCUUGACUGCCCAUUUCAAGAUUUACGAAGGGAUUUGGAUUUUUACAGGAUUUGUAGGAUUUUCAAUGUCAAUUAUUUUCCCCUCUAUUUUCUCGUGGACGGAAGAAUCCAUUCUGCCAGUCACAGGGUUCAUAGCUUCACUGUUUCUCAUUGCUUCAUCUGCAGGGUCAACAAUUAAUCCCAUUAUAAUAGGAUUUUUGAUGGACAAUUCCACUCCUAUGUGGUUUACUUACAUAAUGUUAGGGGAAUCUGCCAUUAUGUUGAUGGUAUUUUUCAUGGCCUGGACAUUUGCCAAAAGAAUUAAAAUUUCCAAGAACACAUUCAAGGAAGUCGAAAUUGAUGUUCGUUCAGAAGAUCACGAAGACACUGAAUGCAAGAAGUUUAUUGUUGAAAGUGAACUCAAUUAGGACUGUUUUUGAAAAUGAAAGCUAUCAUUCAAAUAGUACAAUUGCUACGCCUCGGGAAAUAGUUGCUGUCUUGGGGGACGAUAAAAUUGAUUUUAACCUCAUAGCCAGUAAAUAGGUUAUAUUAUUUCAUCCCCAUCAUACAUUUUAGAUUAAAAAAGCCAAAUUCACGUAUAAUUUAAGCUAUAAUUUAUUAUCCUGUGGCCUAGGAAGGCUGUUAUUUAGCUCAGUUGCACCAAAGGCUCAAGGAAGCUUUUCUGAUGGAAAAGUUAUGUUGUGAAUUGUUGUUGUCAUACAUGUAAUAUCUCACAGUUUCAUCUUCUUCAGAACAACUAGACCAAACCUUGCCAUAAAGCAUCCUUGUUCAAAAGGGAUUCAAGUUUGUUCCAACAAAAGGCAACAAACUCUUCCAAGGGGACCUAAUUCACAAAUAGUUAAAAUUGGGUAAAAGCGAAGAUAAAUUUUCUCUCAAGAACUUCUAGGCAAGAAAAUACGAAGCUAAUUUUAAUUGUGAGAUCACUAAUGUUGGAGGGGAUUUAAUUUUCGUGGUUUUUGAGGUAUGGAGAGACCCAAGAAUUUAUGAUCAUCACGAACUUUAAACUUUCAUAUACAUUACAUACAUUACUACUAGUAGUAUACAUUUUCCUUUACGAAAUUAAAUCCCAACAAACAUUUCUUUUUCUCAAAUUUCGAAAAAUUUAACUCCCUGAAAAUGUGUGAUUUUACAGUGCUGUAAUGAAACAUUUUGUUAUAUUAAGAUUGAAACAUUUUGUAUCAUAUUCUGAUUGAUUUAAAUAUUAGUUCUAAUGCAUAAUAUUGAAGUUGUCUUGUUCUUUGAUAAACAAAGCAUAAAUAAGUAAAGAAAAUUUGUACCAUACGUUUGUUGGGCUUUAAAAAGAUAUAUUCUUUGAUCAUUUUAAAAAAAAUAUCAACGUUUAUGAAUGAACAAGGUCUUGUUUACAUUUUACGAUUUAUAUUAUAAAUUUUAGUUAAUCUGUAGAAACCCCUAAUAUAUGAAAAAAAUCACACUUUAAGGUUUACUUUGAUACACCUUCUGUUAAUUUUCAGCGUAAUACCCAAAAACUUUGCUAAUGAGGCAA